Neoarius graeffei (lesser salmon catfish) is the source of this 3927-nucleotide messenger RNA. RefSeq names its product par-6 partitioning defective 6 homolog beta (C. elegans) (gene pard6b). The record is from RefSeq and is a predicted model, not a curated record. Gene Ontology annotation, biological process: regulation of cellular localization; centrosome cycle; establishment or maintenance of cell polarity. The transcript is spliced from 3 exons. Gene Ontology annotation, molecular function: protein kinase C binding. Bases 230 to 1387 code for a protein of 385 amino acids. NCBI's taxonomy places the organism in Eukaryota, Metazoa, Chordata, Actinopteri, Siluriformes, Ariidae. Gene Ontology annotation, cellular component: nucleus; cell cortex; apical plasma membrane.
CGGACGGACGAGGGCAGGAGAGUUGAGGAACACAUUGUAUUGACAGAACCGUCUCUGCUGUUCCGCUUGGAGGACGUUAAAAAGUGAGACGCUCGUGUUCACCUGGAUUACGUGGAGAAGGAACUCCUGGUCGUCGAGUUGGAGGAGGCGGAUGAGUGCGGCAGCCCCGGGAGGGCGAGUGUGUCUGAAUGAGUGUGUGUGUGUUGCGGCGGGCUCCGUUUAGCGAAAGAUGAACAAAAACCACCGAGUGCCGAGCAACCGAUCUCUGAGCGCCGUGGAGGUGAAGAGCAAGUUUGGAGCAGAAUUCCGGCGCUUCUCUCUUGACCGCUCCAAACCAGGCCGCUUCGAUGAAUUCUAUGGCCUUCUGCAGCAUGUGCACCGAAUCCCCAACGUGGAGCUGCUGGUGGGCUACGCUGACAUCCAUGGAGACCUGCUGCCAAUUAACAACGAUGACAACUAUCACAAGGCCAUCACCACGGCGACACCUCUGCUCCGCCUCUUCCUGCAAAGAAAAGAGGAAGCAGAUUACUCUACAUUUGGCACCAACUCUUUGACACGCAAGAAACCUCCUCUUGCUGCAGUGCUCCUGCGUCCUGAUGCAGGCAGGAAGAAGCCAGCAGUAGUCAUCAGCCUUCCCCGCGACUUCCGUCCUGUCUCAUCCAUUAUCGAUGUGGACGUGCUACCUGAGACACACCGGCGGGUGCGCCUUUACAAACACGGCCAGGAAAAGCCGCUGGGCUUCUACAUCCGAGACGGCUCGAGUGUGCGUGUCACACCGCACGGCCUGGAGAAAGCACCAGGCAUCUUUAUCUCACGCCUGGUGCCCGGUGGCCUUGCCGAAAGCACGGGCCUGCUUGCUGUCAAUGACGAGGUGCUCGAGGUCAAUGGUAUCGAGGUGGCGGGGAAGUCACUUGACCAGGUCACAGACAUGAUGAUCGCAAACAGCCACAACCUCAUCAUUACAGUGAAACCAGCUAACCAGCGCAACAACGUGGUGCGCACCAACAACGGCGGAGCUGCAUCAGGCAGCUCGGGUCGAUCCUCCGAUAGCGGAGCCAGCUACUACAGCUACACGACCCCAGGUGCCAUGGCGACAACCCCUGCGCACAUCAUCCAGAACUUCCAUCCUGAGGAAGUGGACAGCGACGAGGACGAGGAAGACUUGGUGAUCGAGGGAGGUGGAGAUAGCAGGCUCGCACCGGGGUCAGAAGCUAGCUCCAGCAUGUCCACCUUGCCCAGGUACAAGCCUCAUCUUGACCUCCGAAAUUCCAAUGGGACCUUUCAACCUGCUGUUAUGAGCAGCACCAGUGCAGAGUCACCGAGGGGCUCCGAUAGAGGCGUGCAGACGCGGAGCCUGGAAGAGGACGGCACAGUGAUCACACUCUAGAGACAAUAGAACAUCGACGACAAACACACAGCUUAGAUUUGCACACUUAGGCAGUGAUUCAUAAACACAAUAUAUAAUUUACCAACACAAACACGGUCUCUUGUGCCAUAGGACUAACAAUAACUGUCCCUACCCUGUGAGAUUAUUGAAUCCACUCCUUAAAAAAAAAAAAAAAAAGAGCAUCUCUUAUUUUGAAAAGGUGCUUCAGAAACUCCAACACAGCACUUCUCUUUAAGCACAGAUCUUUUUUUUUUUUUUUCCUGUUGGAGGGCCCUCUACACACUUCCUUCCAUAACUGGGAGCACAAUAAUAAGUCAUGGAGUUGACUUGAUUCCGAACUUAUGGAUAAUUGCACAUGUUUGCAGGUUUUUCCUGCCUGUGGAAUUACAAACAGAGCUCUCUGAGACAUAAAAUCAGUGAUGACAAUCUGUUUUAACACCCUUUCAGGAGUCAUGUGACUGUGAUCUGAAUCACAGACAAAUUUCAAUGACUUGCGCUUCACAAAUGCCACAGUAAAUGCUCUAUGGUUAUGCUGUUAAUCUAGGAGAGGCAUAUGGAAGUCUGUGUAGCACUAGUUCAGCGAUCAUGUUUGCUUCCUGGUAUGCUUUGUCAAAUUUUUAUUGAACAUUGACUAAAUUUAAGAUGCUUUUAAACUUUGUGUACGAGCAAAUUAGCUUUUACGUACUCUGAUUGGGAGAUAUCUUCGGCCUAUAGUGGGCCAUUGCUCAUGUUUUUAGUCAUUGCCAAGGACCCCCCCCAAAAAAUAAUCAUAUUUUUGUAGCAGAUAUUUAAAUUUUUUUUUUUAAACCCUUUGUUUUUGACAAGGCUGUCUCCCUGCCCGGUGGCAUCUGAUGUAUGCGAUAUGAAUUUUUAAAAUUUUUUAAUUAAUGAUGUAAACACUAGAACCUGACACCAAUUGUCGAUCUUCAUCGCAGAUAACGACCACGUCCGCUGAUUUUUACCGUGCACUCUGAAGUGAAGUCUUUCAUGUAUGAGGAGUGUGUUUCUGCCUCUCGGAAUAAUACAAAAUCCGGGACAUUAGAUAUUACAUGAUUUUAAACCAUCACCACCAAACAGUGGUGUGUAGAUACAGGAUGCAGAAGGAGCACAUUUGUAACAACCUUUUUUUCCAGGUGACACGCCGUGACUUUGAACUCUGACCCGCAGUAGAUCACCAUCGAGCCUUUCUGUAGUUCUAACUGAAGCACCAUUUGAUAUGAACACAGGUAGUGGUUUGUAAGCCUGUGUGAUGUGGGCAUUGGCUUCAUUGUUCUUAUCUAAUAGUGAUAUGCCCCACAAAGGCACCUUCUAUCAUGAAAAAACGCACCUGUACUUGUUUUCCAUCCCUGACUCACCUUCCCAAAUGUUGCACUGCUUGAUAGGCAAGAGUUUCCUUCCAUCUCAAUGGACAGUAACGAUGGAGUACGUUUCUUUUUAAUGCUUCUGACACUCUGUUUGGCUUAUGUAUAAACGAGACUACAUCAGAAGGAAACAGUUAACCUACGACUCCGAUACAUUGCUUCAAGGUAACAUUUAUUAUUGCUCAUACAUUUACAUUAAAUCUGUAUGGACAGUCCUUUUGUAAGCUUAAUGGCAAUAUAACAAAAACACUAGAUCUUUUAAUGAAUGGAUGUAUUGACUAUACAUCUUGAAUGUGAUGAAUCUUUGAUAGGCUGCUGUGCCUCAUCUACUCUUAGCCAGUGUUCUUGGAUCUUUAUCCAUAGUGUAGUACAUGUAGCUUUAUCCUUUUUUCUUGUACUCUGAUGAGAAUCAAAAACACUGGAUGACUGUGACCAGAACACAUUCCUAUCCACUUUCUACCCCUCAUACAUACACUUUAGUAAACUCACCAUUACAAAGUGUUUUUUUUUUUUUUUAAUGGUACAUGUACUGUAGUAUGACAAGGUUGUCCUCUUAUCCUACAAUUCCAACUGUUCUUCAUUAAAACAGGAUCAGAUUGUGUUUUAGGAAGCAUUGUUAAUUUAUUUUUGCUAACCACUAUACUACACUUGGGAUUGCAACCACAGUGACUGUAUUUAUUUCCUAAUAAUCUCCUACAUAUUUGUUUCCUCUUUUUUUUUUUUUUUUUGUGUUAAGCUUACAUGUAUCUAUUUUUUUUCCCUUCAUAGAGUAUCAUCUCCAUAAAAUGAGUUUGGGGUCACUUUUUUUUGUUUAAGUAGACUUAAAUUUGUUAUGGAGCAUAAAUUGAAGAUAAAAUGCCGUUUUCCAUGCUGUGAAUUUUCUUACAUUUCUGGAGGAAACCUGAAUGAAUCUGAGACCACCUACUAAUGGGCUUUUUUUUUUUUGUGCAUGUCAACUCCUUUUGUUUCUUUUUGAUAAUGAGCAAUGAUUAUUUUGCUUGCUAGAUAAAUCCUAAGGUUUAGAUUUGUACUGAAAUGACCAGUAUUUUCAUAAUGCUAUAUACUGUAAAUUUGUAUCACAUUAAUUCAACUGUUUUUAAAAGGAUAAAGACUAUGUUAAGUCAUAGGUGCACAUGUAUACAUUAGUCUAUAAGCUGGAUGAAAUAAACUAAUGUGUAG